UCUGUAGAUGCUGAUAACAAUAAAUAUCAGCCAGCCAGGAAGAGAGAGGGAGGGAGAGGUUCAUGCCACCAGGUGGACCCUCCAAAACCCUUUUCUUCUACCAACUCAUAUCUAGGAGCGAUUACUGCGAGGACACAGUGUCCGCCCAGCGAAGUACUAUAAAACAUCCCCAACUCCACUUGAAGGCUAAGUUCCAAAGAACCGAAGCUCUCACAUCCCAAUGUACUAGGCAACACCAAUAUCCACCAACCAACAUCAAUCACUCUACAGUUUGCUAACUCUCCUGCAAGCAAGCACAGAAACAGAUGGGGAGAUCUCCAUGCUGUGAGAGAGCGCACACCAACAAAGGGGCAUGGACUAGAGAAGAAGAUAAGCGUCUCGUUGCUUAUAUCCAAGCUCAUGGUGAGGGUUGCUGGAGGUCCCUACCAAAAUCAGCUGGCCUUCUUCGUUGUGGAAAGAGUUGCCGUCUUCGAUGGAUCAACUAUCUACGCCCUGAUCUUAAGCGUGGGAAUUUUAGUGAAGAAGAGGAUGAGCUCAUUAUCAAACUCCACAGCCUCCUGGGUAAUAAGUGGUCUCUCAUAGCGGGGAGGCUGCCAGGAAGGACAGAUAACGAGAUCAAGAACUAUUGGAAUACCCAUAUAAGAAAAAAGCUGCUGAGCAGAGGAAUUGACCCUUCGACUCAUCGACCAAUCAAUGAAUCAGCCCUUGACAACAUGACCACCUCUCUCGGUGCAGCUCUGAAAGAAGAGAUCACUUAUGGCUUUGGGUGCAAAAACCAGAAGAACCCAAACGGAGAAAAGUGUCAGGAAUUGAAUCUUGAGCUGAGGAUAUGCCCUCCCUAUCAGCAUCCACCUCAGUCAAUGGAGAGCAUAGGCAGGAAAAUAAUGUGUUUCUACUGCAGCUUAGGAUUGAAAAACAGCAAGGAUUGCAGUUGCAGUAAUGACAGUGACGAUUUCCUUGUUAUGAAGAACGGUACUCUGGAUUACAGAAGGCAGGAAAAUAAUUCUAAAUUCGGCUUAUUUAUUGUGAAUAGAUAAAGACAGAUUUUUUAUAUGGAAUCUCCUUUCUCAGCUUGAAAGCAAUGAUGCCUAAGCUUAAUGACCUAUGAAACUGUCCACCUAAGUCCAUAAAUUAAACAGCCAAUUCCCCCCUUCUGUUAUCAUCAACAUUGUCAGUUUGUGGAUGCAGAUAGAUUGUUUUAUUUUUCUCCAUCUUUCCUUAUCUUCCCCUGUAAAUUCCGAUAGAAAAGAGAGAUGAUUAUGGAUAAGCAGUGAGAGGAGGAGAAUCAAAAGGUAUCAGAUGGAAGUGGGUAACCUAUCGGAGUCAUGCAUAAAAGAAGAGAGAGACAGACAGACAGACAGAAGGACGGCACAUUGUUGAUGGCUCAAUAUUCAUUUAACGCAUGCCUACCACCUACUUAACAAUUGUCCCAAUAAUCAAAAACAAAAUUGGAUUCUGUGAAAUGUUUGUGA
Molecule: messenger RNA, 1472 nt
Organism: Populus euphratica (Euphrates poplar)
Lineage: Eukaryota; Viridiplantae; Streptophyta; Magnoliopsida; Malpighiales; Salicaceae
Product: myb-related protein 308-like
Exons: 2
Coding region: 306-1037 (243 amino acids)
Source: RefSeq, a predicted model, not a curated record